This is a messenger RNA of Diabrotica virgifera virgifera (western corn rootworm), 964 nucleotides long. RefSeq names its product MORN repeat-containing protein 3-like. The record is from RefSeq and is a predicted model, not a curated record. NCBI's taxonomy places the organism in Eukaryota, Metazoa, Arthropoda, Insecta, Coleoptera, Chrysomelidae. The transcript has 4 exons. Bases 117 to 908 code for a protein of 263 amino acids.
AAUCAUCUAGUUUUUUUUUCAGCGGAAACAAAGAUGAAGUGUUUCAACAUCGAUUUAACAAGCUGUAUAUUUCAAAUUUCAGAUAUCGAUUCAUUACAAACGACUCUGAAGUAAAAAUGCCGUUUUUUAACAGGUUUGACAAGACAAAAAUUUCGCGGACGAAACAAAUGGAAGAAAGAACUUUAAAAGACGGAUUAAGACAUACGGUUUUUAAUACUGCCAAAGAUAAAUAUGUCGGGGACUGGAAAAGAAAUCAAAAAACCGGUAAAGGUGUUCUACUGACUGGCGACAAAGAUUUAUACGAAGGCGACUUUGUCGAUAACUACAGACACGGUUUCGGUGUUUCAGCAUACUACCUUCCAAAGCACAAUGUUUUCGCUUUAAAAUACAGAGGUGAUUGGAAAAAUGGAAAGAAGGAAGGACGGGGUUUAAGAGUAUAUCCAGAAGUAGGAUUUUACAUAGGACAUUUUAAAAACGGAAAACGUUAUGGCUACGGUCAAAUGUGGUACAUUUGUGGAUCGUUCUACGAUGGGGAUUGGGUGAAGGAUCAAAGAGAAGGACUAGGUUUGUUGGUAAGGGAAGAUGGAAACAGAUACGAAGGUUCAUGGCAUAAGGAUCAGAAGCAUGGUGCGGGACGUUUCUACUUCUUGAACACGGGUAUAUUGCAGACUGGUGUUUGGAAAAACGACAUUUGUACAUUUAGUACAAUGAAUAACUUACCAUUUAGACAGAGUUCGAAAUUGCCAACAGUGUUUCCUUUAUUAGUCAAUACUUUGAUAAACCUAAACGAAAUAAUUGCUGCAGAGGAAAAGAAAGCUUUAGCAGGAUUUAAUGAAUUUUGUUUGAACGAAGACACAUUUGAAAUAUUCUCUCCACGGUCCACAAAUUAUUCUAAAAUGUCAAAUUAAGUUUUUAAUAAAAAAUAAUAUAAAUUGACUGUAUGUAAAUAAAUAGUAGAAAUUGA